Messenger RNA from Lytechinus variegatus (green sea urchin), 1054 nucleotides. Its product is annotated as leucine zipper putative tumor suppressor 2 homolog. The record is from RefSeq and is a predicted model, not a curated record. NCBI's taxonomy places the organism in Eukaryota, Metazoa, Echinodermata, Echinoidea, Temnopleuroida, Toxopneustidae. The coding region runs from base 40 to 762 and encodes 240 amino acids. Gene Ontology annotation, biological process: synaptonemal complex assembly. The transcript is spliced from 8 exons. Gene Ontology annotation, cellular component: synaptonemal complex.
UGGUGAAAAGAAAGUGGGACUUGGAGAGAGUGAUGAAGAAUGGCCGGAAAUGCAUUUCAUAUGGAGGUUCUUACUAAAAGCAUCAAUGAGCUUCAACAAGAGAAAGCAAGGAAUGAACAGAAACUGCGGGAGGUGAGGAGCAAACGGAAAGCCUUGACCAAAAAAUUUGAGAGCUCUGCUGCAAGGCAUAACCAGUUGGAAGAGAAAAUCUCAAAGUUAAACGAGACCUUGAAGAUAGCACAACAUAAAGUUCUACAAUCUCAGACUGAAUUGGACGGUCAGCUGAAUUCAAAUACCAUGGUUCAAGCACAAGUACAGCACAUAGAAGAGGCAAUAAAGGAUACCAAAGAACAACACACCAAAGACAUAGAGGACUUUGAAGAACAUCUUUCACAAAUGGCCGACAAGUUUCAUCGCUCAAGACAUUUCUAUACAGAUGAGUCUCUUUUGAAUGAAAUUGAGCUGAUGAAACAAAAGGCACAAGAACUUGAUAAAGAAGUGGCAGCUGUAAAGACAGAAAGUGAGAAGAAGAAACAGCACAUUUCAGAAUUGCAAGAGUCACUCAAACAAACCAAAGCAAAACAGGAAGAGCAAGGACUGUUGGCAAAUGUGCAGAGAGAAGUCAUGUCCAUGUUGACUGCUGAAAAUGAGAGAAUUGAGAACUUCAGACUAGGCCUGUUGGAGAGAAAGGAGGAGGUUGAUAGCGUUCUGGAGAAGCUUAGGCAGUGGAAACCACCUCAUGAAGUCACUCAAGAGGAAUGAGGAAUGUCAUUGUAAUCAAAUUUAAAGGGACUAUUCAAAGUUGUUAUAUCUCUGAAAAUCCUGCCCUGUAAAAUAAAGAACUACCAAAAAUCGUGUCCUUGAAAGGACGAUCAUGAGUCCAUCACCCAAACACUUAUCACGUUCAAGCUUGUCUGAAGAAUUUUCUCCUGUUUUUAUUUGAUGGUUCACGAACAUCACUGACAGCAGUCAUCAAUUCAGAGCUGUGAACUUGCAGCUGCUUAACUCCUCACCUACUUUAAACAAGUGUUCCAGGUAGAAAGCCUAUGGUAAU